CACAUGUGUGUUGUGUGACCGCUGUCAUGUGACAUUAGAGUCUGAUAGGUAACGGAGCGUCAUUGUUGUGCGUUGAGGCGUCCAGAUAUGAAACUUGUGAUCCUCUUCUCUUGUCUUGCAAUCGCCGCAGCUCAGGUCCCAAAGGCCUGUGAGACACCGCCGGUGUGGCACGGUAUAGAAGUCGGGAAAGACUAUGACUCCCAGUUCGAGAGACGAAGGACACUUCACUACGACGAGCCGAACGAGCGAGUGCACUUUAUAGACUACGACAAAGUAAACACGACGUACGAGACGCACAUAGAACUUUUCUUGCACAAACAAAAAGAACACUAUAGCGUCGAUCUUCGUACGGGACAAUGCACGCGGUCUCCGUUGACUGAACCGUUCAGACCAUUUUCCAUCCCUCCGACUGCUCGCUUUGUCGGUGAGUUCGUACUUGGUUCUACUGCCGUCGCCGGUGCAGGAGCGAUUGUUGACGUGUGGAGCGGACUCGAUAUGUUCCGCGGCGGCAACUUUACCGUAGGAGUGACUAAUGCCGGUUGUGUUCCCAUCUUUUUCGAUCACUUUACUGAGAGAUACGGAUAUUAUCACGCCCAGUGGUACGAUAUUCAGCUCGGCAUUGACAUUCCGACUAUCUUUGAUGUUCCCAGACAAUGCGAAGAACUGUGAGCGUUGAUUUACUGGAAUUUGCGGCGGUUUUUGUUUUGUAUACUAACUCGUGUAGCUUCUUCAACGCUACUGCUUGUGCGCGAUUGUUGGUGUUGUAGUCUUCACGUUGACUUUAUUGUUUUGGACCUAGAAGUAGAAAUAUUGGAGUCGCUUGCCUUGUAGUUAAGUGUUUCAAUUGUAGUCUUCUUGAACAAACCGUUUGUCUUUCAAA
Molecule: messenger RNA, 880 nt
Organism: Corticium candelabrum
Lineage: Eukaryota; Metazoa; Porifera; Homoscleromorpha; Homosclerophorida; Plakinidae
Product: mammalian ependymin-related protein 1-like
Exons: 6
Coding region: 88-669 (193 amino acids)
Biological process (GO): cell-matrix adhesion
Cellular component (GO): lysosome; extracellular region
Molecular function (GO): calcium ion binding
Source: RefSeq, a predicted model, not a curated record